Colletotrichum acutatum is the source of this 840-nucleotide messenger RNA. RefSeq lists its product as uncharacterized. The record is from RefSeq and is a predicted model, not a curated record. Lineage: Eukaryota; Fungi; Ascomycota; Sordariomycetes; Glomerellales; Glomerellaceae. The transcript has 2 exons. Bases 1 to 840 code for a protein of 279 amino acids.
AUGCCGUUCCAAUCCCGAGCCCAAGCCCUCGUCAACGCGCAAACCGGCGCCGACGCCCGCCUAUCCCGGCACACCGCCACGACCUCUUCUUCUUCUUCUUCCUCCUCGCCCGCCGUCCCCAACAUUGAAGUCCUCAUCGCCCACGUAGAACAGCACGGCUACGUAAUCAUUCCCUCCGCCUUCUCCGCCCCCGAGGUAGACGAAGCCCACGCCGAGGUCGUCCGCCUGGCAUCCUCGCCCGAGACAGCUGGGCCGGCGGGUGGGUUCUCCGCCCAUGCCAAUGACAAGGACAGCACCACCACAGGCGGCAGAAACAGCUUCGAAGGCUUCAACACCCACCGCAUCUACGCCCUCCUCAACAAGUCCCGCGUCUUCCACAAGUUCCCCACCCACCCGGCCCUCCUCGCGCUCAACAACCACUUCCUCGACCCGGGCUUCCUCCUCAACGCCUUUCACAGCGUCUACAUCCAGCCCGGCGAGGUUCCGCAGGCGCUGCACCACGACGACGGCUACGUCGGGGUACCGAGGCCCCAUCGGCCCUUUGGGACGGGCGUAAUGGUCGCCCUCGACGACUUCACCCCCACAAACGGCGCGACCGUCAUCAUCCCAGGCUCCCACACCUGGGGCCCCGACACCGACACCGUCCACCUCCCCCAGCGCAAAGACGCCAUCCCCGUCGUCAUGGACAAGGGCAGCGCCGUCUUCUUCCUCGGCACCCUCUGGCACGGCGGCGGGGAAAACACCUCGCUCGAGCCCCGGAGGGCGCUGACGAUCCAGUACUGCCAGCCCUGGAUGCGGCCCUCGAGAACCAAAUCCUCGCCGUCGAGUGGGACAAGCUGA